Messenger RNA from Branchiostoma floridae (Florida lancelet), 908 nucleotides. Its product is annotated as GTP cyclohydrolase 1-like. Gene Ontology annotation, molecular function: GTP binding; GTP cyclohydrolase I activity; zinc ion binding. Lineage: Eukaryota; Metazoa; Chordata; Leptocardii; Amphioxiformes; Branchiostomatidae. Gene Ontology annotation, biological process: tetrahydrofolate biosynthetic process; tetrahydrobiopterin biosynthetic process. The record is from RefSeq and is a predicted model, not a curated record. Gene Ontology annotation, cellular component: cytoplasm. The coding region runs from base 61 to 861 and encodes 266 amino acids. The transcript is spliced from 6 exons.
CAACAAUCUCUCACUGUCCUCCUUCUGGUUCUACUAAACGUUUCCCACUGACAUAUAAAUAUGUCAAUCGUCAACGGACCAACCCCCGAAUCAGACGAGGCGUUCUUCGACGACGUCGCCUCGCUGAAAAGCCGCGUCAGGGCGCACACCGAUCCUGGCAGAAAACCUCUUGGCAAAGACGACAACGCCGAGGACUCCGAGGAUGGGGGGCGGGCACGCAGGGGGAGGCCGCCGCUUACCAGAGUCCAGUCGUCACGAGACAUCGACAUCGUGGAGCGAACACGGUCUGUGGACGAGAUGAACCGAGCCCUCCCUGAUAUGGAGGCGGCUUACCACACCAUUCUCAGCAGCGUAGGAGAAGACCCGGCCCGGCAGGGGCUGCUGAAAACGCCGAGCAGAGCGGCCAGUGCGCUCAUAUUCUUCACCAAGGGCUACCAGGAGGAUCUCCAAGAGGUAGUGUCUGAUGCAAUAUUUGAUGAGGACACUGAUGAGAUGGUGAUAGUGCGAGAUAUUGAGUUGUUCUCAUUAUGUGAGCAUCAUUUGGUCCCAUUCAUGGGCAAGGUUUCUGUGGGAUAUCUGCCAAACAAAAAGGUGCUUGGACUGAGUAAAAUAGCCAGAAUAGUAGAGAUGUACAGUAGAAGGUUACAAGUUCAGGAGAGACUGACUAAGCAGAUAGCGCUGGCCCUGAGUGAAGCCAUCCAGCCUGCUGGAGUGGCAGUUGUGUGUGAGGCAACACACAUGUGCAUGGUGAUGAGAGGAGUACAGAAACUCAACAGCAAGACUGUCACCAGUUGCAUGAUGGGAGUGUUCCGAGAAGAUCCCAAAACAAGGGAAGAGUUCUUGACAUUGGCAAGGGAAUGAGAAGGAUGGCCAGAAGUUUGCUUGAUAGUUUUAUAACGCUUGGGCCU